AAAACUUUCACCCCUCGUUUCCUUCUCGGGAUUUUUCUAGGAGCCUUGCGCGUGCGAAGUGGGAGCUUCCGGCAACCUGCUGUAGAGAUUAAUCACGCCUUGCGCCUGCGUGGGUGGUGGGGGACGGGAACCAGCCACGGUGGUCAGAUCAAGACAGAGCGAAAACAAAAGGAGCUGCAGGAUCAAUCAUCAUCAGUCCGGAGAUCGAAAGAUCGGAAGCCUCCGUGACUCUGCGUGAAAGCUUCUGCACUUCCGGAUCAGAAGCUGUGGGUGAUACUGUAUCUCCAGCAGGCGCGUCCUGAUCAGAUCUGCUGCUGCUGCACGUUCUUAUAAACCCAGACUCCACCUGAGCUUCCAGCCAUGUUCGGAGGUGCAGGAGAUCUGUCCAGGAGUUCCCCGACUCCCAGGCUCUGUGGAGUGCUGUGUCCUCUCGACUCGCUGUGGACCGACGGCAAGAAGAUGGAGGGACAGCAGAGGAGCACGAACACGGAGAACAGGAAGGUGGAGAUCCGCAGGAGUGCUGGCAAAGAGCUGCUGCAGAACCUCAACGAUCAGAGUGAGAGACUCCUAAUCAAAGGAGCGAAGAUCGUGAAUGAUGACCAGUCCUUCUCAGCAGACAUCUACAUGGAGGAUGGACUCAUCAAGCAGAUUGGUGAGAACCUGAUUGUCCCAGGUGGAGUGAAGACCAUCGAUGCUCAUGGCCGCAUGGUGAUGCCUGGAGGUAUUGAUGUCCACACUCGCUUUCAGAUGCCUGACCGAGGCAUGACAGCAGCUGAUGACUUUUACCAGGGCACCCGGGCGGCAGUGGCAGGAGGAACCACCAUGAUCAUUGAUCACGUGGUUCCGGAACCAGGGACCAGCCUGAUGGCGGCGUUUAAUCAGUGGCGUCAGUGGGCCGACAGUAAGUCGUGCUGCGAUUACUCGCUCCACGUCGACAUCACGGAGUGGCACAAAGGCAUCCAGGAGGAAAUGGAGACGCUCGUGAAGGACCACGGUGUGAACUCUUUCCUGGUCUAUCUGGCCUACAAGGACUUCUUCCAGCUGACCGACUCUCAGAUCUACGAGGUGUUCAGCGUGAUCCGGGACCUCGGAGCCAUCGCACAGGUCCACGCCGAGAACGGAGACAUUAUCGCCGAGGAGCAGCGCAGAAUACUGGAGUUGGGAAUCACCGGGCCAGAGGGACAUGUGCUGAGUCGUCCAGAAGAGGUGGAGGCCGAGGCGGUGAACCGCUCCAUCACUGUGGCCAAUCAGACCAACUGUCCUCUUUACAUCACCAAGGUGAUGAGCAAGAGCGCUGCGGAUGUCAUCGCCCAGGCCAGAAAGAAAGGCACAGUGGUGUACGGGGAACCGAUCACGGCGAGUCUCGGCACAGACGGCUCGCACUAUUGGAGCAAAAACUGGGCCAAAGCUGCAGCGUAUGUGACCUCUCCUCCUCUGAGUCCGGAUCCCACCACGCCCGACUAUCUCAACUCCCUGCUGUCAUGUGGUGACCUUCAGGUGACGGGCAGCGCCCAUUGCACCUUCAACACCGCGCAGAGGGCUGUGGGCAAAGAUGACUUCACCCUCAUCCCUGAAGGAACCAACGGCACAGAGGAAAGGAUGUCCAUCAUCUGGGACAAAUGUGUGGUGUCUGGGAAGAUGGACGAGAACCAGUUCGUGGCCGUGACCAGCACGAACGCUGCUAAGAUCCUCAACCUGUACCCGCGUAAGGGCCGCAUCGCUGUGGGAUCAGAUGCAGACCUGGUGCUCUGGGACCCUGAUCUCACUAAGAUCAUAUCGGCCAAGAGCCACAAUCUGGCAGUGGAGUACAACAUCUUCGAGGCCAUGGAAGUUCGUGGAGCUCCACUGGUGGUUAUCAGCCAGGGAAAGAUCGUUCUAGAGGACGGAACCCUGCACACCAUCGAGGGCUCAGGACGCUACGUGCCCCGGAAACCAUUCCCUGACUACGUCUACAAGAGGAUAAAAGCCCGCAGCAGGCUUGCUGAGUUGAGGGGCGUUCCUCGUGGGCUGUACGACGGACCGGUGUGUGAAGUCACCGUGACUCCAAAGGCUAAUACUCCUGCUUCUUCAGCUAAAACAUCUCCAUCCAAACAGCAAGGGCAGCCUGUCCGGAACCUGCACCAGUCUGGAUUCAGCCUCUCUGGUGAGUCUAGACCCAGGAACGGUGCUCAGGUUGACGAUAACGUCCCACGUCGCAGCACUCAGCGCAUCGUGGCGCCCCCUGGUGGCAGGGCUAACAUCACCAGCCUGGGUUAGAGCUCUCCACUUUCCUGCAGGAGAUCAGGGGGUUGGGGGGUGUUUACAAGUGGAGGUGUUUCCCAUUCCAACGCUAGGUCCAGAGUCGGGACUUUCCACUCCCGAAACCCACCAACCCUCCUUUAAUCUCACUUACCUUCCUGUUUCCCUUUCCUCGUUUUUCCCAAAUCCUGAAAAUCCCACUCUUAUCCUGUCAUACGGAGAAAUUUAGCAGAAAAAAAAGAAGUAUUUGCCUCAUGUGAAGAUAAAAAAGGAAAAUAAUGAAAUAACACUCCAUGUUUGAGCACCUUUGAUUGUAUGAUUUAGCAUUUUUUGAUACUGUGUUUUUACCUACCGUGUGCAUUUUAUACAGAUUUUUUUUUUAUUUAACACCUUUUUUUUUCUUCUUUUUUUUUAAAUCGGAGGGGUCCAGAUAACAGGUUACGCUGUUCUUCGUUACCAUGCUGACUUUAUUUAACGAGGUGAGCUACUUAGAGAGUUCCAGCUUCGAGCACAUCCAUUGGUGUAAAAAUUAUUUUUUGUCAUUUUAGAGUUGUUUUCUUUUUGCUCAUCUUCAAUGCGUCGUUGGCGAAUGGAGAGAAAGAUCCGAGGUCUAUUUCGGCCAUUUCGUGCAGCAUUUUUUUUUUUCUUCCCCAAACUGAAAAGAAAAAUUGUCACUUGUUCAUUUGGCGUAAAUAUAAAAGCACCUCGUUUCCGAUUGGUCACGUGAUCUGAAUAAAUAAAAUCUAAACGAA
Molecule: messenger RNA, 2990 nt
Organism: Silurus meridionalis
Lineage: Eukaryota; Metazoa; Chordata; Actinopteri; Siluriformes; Siluridae
Gene: dpysl2b
Product: dihydropyrimidinase like 2b
Exons: 15
Coding region: 361-2256 (631 amino acids)
Cellular component (GO): cytoplasm; cytosol
Molecular function (GO): hydrolase activity, acting on carbon-nitrogen (but not peptide) bonds, in cyclic amides
Source: RefSeq, a predicted model, not a curated record